GAUGAUUGAAUCUCAAUCGAAUCAUUCGAAUGAUCAAUCGAAUCUGCCUCAUUUUUUGGUAGCCAACAACCACAACAUCCUCGACCAUCCAUUAUCCCUGCUGUCGCCGUUGUCUCUGUUGACCUUCUUGGACUCUCCAAAGAGAGAGAAACCGAUGUGUUCAGCAGCAGCUCAGGAUGUCACAUUACUGCCAGCAGAAGAGAGCUCUAAGGGCCAGUAUCAAUAGUCUUGCCAUCUUGCAUCACACUUUACUCAUAGAGUCGAGACUUGCGUCGUCGCCGUCAAAUCUGUUGGCAAGACGGUGGCUGUCCAUUGCCAGUACAGAUGCCACAAAUAGUAGUACUACCAGUACAUCCAUUGUGAAGAAGAGAAAAAGAAGAAGACCCAAGUCGCUAUCAUCCCUUCCCAGUACUCCCUCUACAACGCGAGAUCGAAUUCGAUGGCUCCAAGAUUACAAUCAAGUGCUGAAUGAUGGAUACUACAGCCAGCGGAGAUUGACUCGACAACUCGAUGAUUUCGGCCAAGUGGCAAACGAACGAAUUGACUUUGUCCGAAGCAAACUCUUGUCGUUUUGGGGAGACGCUAGUCCUACUGCUGCCAGCACUACCAGUAGUAGCAGCAGCUCGACUACUUCCACUCGUCGUCCCCCCAAGAGCGAGUUGAAAAUGGACGGCAAAUGGUGGUUUUGGAAUCUGGCAUUUGCGUCGAUACCCGCCAUUCUCAUUGCGGCCUAUUGCGAAUUGAUUGCCAAACCGGAAAUGAUGGAAUACAACCGACAAAUGCACGUGGCCGCCAAACGAGAACAAGAUCGGUAUUACAAUCCCGAACAGGAUGAGGAGUUGAAACAAAUCAUGAGAGAAGCCGAACAACAGUUGGGUACCAGACUCUACAAUGCCGUCUUGGAGCUCUCCAGUUAUUUGGUGGAACAAAUCAAAGUGUUGAUACAACAACAACAACAAGAGACAGUGCCAUUGUCGGUUCCGGGGGGUGAUGCAGCGCAAACACAUGCUGCUGCACUCGAAACAAGCAGUGCUGUUACCAAAAGGGACAUGUCUGCUACUACUGAUAAGGAUGCCGAAGCUUCGAUUGCAGAAUUGAAACAGAGAUUGCAAGAAUUGGAACAACGUCUCACCAAACAGCAACCACAACAAAAAGAGGACACAUCCAAAACCAAUAAGUCACAACAAUCCCCACUAGUAUCACCAAAAAGUCGAAUUCAAGCCAGAGUCAUGCAAAAGAGGAGGGAAGAAUUGUCCAGCAACAACAUCGAUGAUAAUAGCAACUCGGCUCUUACUGAUGAUCAGACGGCAAAGGACGCUGACGAUGGAACAGACAAGCAGCCAAGUGUAUGGUGGGGACGGAGCCUGAUGAGCACAAUUUCAAACCCAUUCGCGACAAGAGAGAGCGUAUCGCCGCCAUCUUCUCCCCAGACAUCAUCGCAGGAGGAGCGCCCAUCGUCAACAUUAGUAGUGGAUCCGAAAGCCAAGGAAACUUGUAAAAUUCAGACGGAUCGAGCCACUUUGACGUUGCCAAACAAUGGAGUUGAUACAAACAAAGAAGCAACCUCUUCAACAGCAUCAACGACAUCUGCGGUACCGUAUACCACCAAUGACCAUGAUACAAAAGCACCAGAGACUGUUUCUGAAGACUCGCGCAGCUGGUGGUCAAGACUGUGGCCCACUUCUAAAUAAAAACAUGUUUAAAAGUGCUGCUCAAAAGGUGGAGGUAGUUGACUACUUAAACAGGAACAGCGAUUACAAACUAUACAAUUCACAAUACUUUCAAUAGCGGCCUCCUUUGUUGUGCCUGCCUGGACAUCUUGUGUGAAGAUAGUUCCUUCGGAAGUGGUCAGCCGACCAUAGCGGCAUCAAAUUGUCCAGGCCAGGCUUUUCUAUUCUUGGAACAUCAGGUUGUUGCCUCAUAAUGACAUCCUUUCUAUGGUUCCAAUGUCCUCACUCGUUUCCAAUGCGGUACUGAGAACAUGCAUGCACCAUACAUUGACAUGAUAAUUCUUGCCUUGACCAGUAUCACCACCGGCAAGCAAAGGCUGAGGUCGAUCCCUUGGCUGAAAGAAGCUAUCCGAGAAAUCUCCUUCAUCCGACUUGCCUCGUUUUCGUGAUUCAUUCGAUGCUUUUUAGUAGAGAACGCCACUUGCAAGCAGAAAACCACAUGCAAGCAGCGAUAUUGCAGAUAGCACAAUGGACGUUCCCUGUGCGCCCGACGUCGACGCAUUUUCAUUGAUAAUUGCAACAGCGACGCCUCCAAUGUUUGUGUUGUCUUCUCCGAUCUGACUUGUUUCGCCAUCGCUGCCACCGGGGCAACUCAAUUCAUCCAUCACCUCGUCAUCGACACAUUGUUCGUCAAAGCAUGCUUGACUGCCCUUGAACAUAUCAGUUACUGUUGCGCGUUCGUCCAUUGACCAACAGAGCGUUUGCCGAAAGUUGCUGGCAUUCAGAAAAAGCUCCGACAUGUCCAGCACCUUGCCGACGUUCCAACCAGACAGAUCUCUGUUGAAUAAAGUGGCGCCGCGAAACAUCCCGGAAAUGUCCUUGGCUCCUGAUACGUCCCACUCUGUGACAUCACCAUCAAAGCGAGUAGCCCCUUCAAACUGGGAGGAAAAGUCCUUCACUUCUAUUGUGUUCCAAGAGGAAAGCAAACCAAAGAAGAAAGCAGCACCGCGGAACUGACCGGCCAUGGAUUUCACUUUGGAGGUAUCCCAGCCCUCUAGGUCGUUGUUGAAGAACGAGCAUCCGUCGAACUGGUAGCUCAUAUCGGCAACUUUCUUUGUGUCCCAUCUCGAAAUGUCCGAGGUCCAACUGGAUGCCCCACGAAACAUGGCAGACAUGUCCUGCACGUUUUGCGUGUCAAAAUCAGACACAUCGCCUCGGAAAUUCUCACAACCGUCGAAAAAGCUGCUCAUGUCAUUGGCACUGC
Molecule: messenger RNA, 2934 nt
Organism: Seminavis robusta
Lineage: Eukaryota; Bacillariophyta; Bacillariophyceae; Naviculales; Naviculaceae
Source: the annotation of a GenBank genome assembly